This is a messenger RNA of Candida albicans SC5314, 768 nucleotides long. RefSeq lists its product as uncharacterized. NCBI's taxonomy places the organism in Eukaryota, Fungi, Ascomycota, Pichiomycetes, Serinales, Debaryomycetaceae. Bases 1 to 768 code for a protein of 255 amino acids. The transcript has a single exon. The record is from RefSeq and is a predicted model, not a curated record.
AUGUUUUUAUGUAUGUAUGUAUUUAGUUUGAAAAAUAGAAAAGAAUUAAAUCGAAGAAAAAAAUGUGGGAGACAAGUUGUAGGAAAAAAAAAAAUAGUUUUAAAAACCUCAGCUCAACCAAACCUCAUUCAAGUAUACUCUUAUCCGUUAAAAACAUUCAUAGAAUCGAUGUGGCCGUUCACUAAAUCAUCAAAUACAGAUGACAGUCUUGAUGAUCUACCAAGUGAUUUACAAAAAGUUUUAGAACAAGAAAUACGUCAAGAUUCUAACAAAUUUGAACUAGAUAAAUAUUCUCGAAUAGUCAAUGAUAAACUCAAUCAAUUACCACCACAAUUUACUAAUGAACAAGAAUUUUUGGAUUUUGAAAAUUAUAAAAUUCAAAACAAUCAUCAAAUAGUGGCACAAAUAAAUUGUGCUGAAAUUGAAAAUUAUUUGAUUCAAUUGAAUAAUAAUCAUUCAAUAUCUCAAUUUUGGUCAAGCCUAUUUAAUUCAACUAAUACCAAUCCUAAUUCUUCUGAAAAUAAUGUUACUACAAAUCCAAAUCAAGCGUUGCAAAAUUAUAAAUCAUGUAAAAACUUGACUAUUGACGGAUUGAAAUUAUUGUAUUAUUCCAAAUGUUAUAAUAUAAAACAAUGUCAAUUUAUAAGGUAUCAUUUAGAUCAACUUUAUAUUAAAAAUUUUGGUUCAUUAGGUCAAAAUGUCAAUGAUAAAAAUAUUGAAUCUUAUUAUAAAGAUUUAGAUCAAUUAUUCUAUAAGGUUUGGAAAUAA